Messenger RNA from Diabrotica virgifera virgifera (western corn rootworm), 7121 nucleotides. RefSeq lists its product as uncharacterized. The record is from RefSeq and is a predicted model, not a curated record. NCBI's taxonomy places the organism in Eukaryota, Metazoa, Arthropoda, Insecta, Coleoptera, Chrysomelidae. The coding region runs from base 445 to 3582 and encodes 1045 amino acids. The transcript has 15 exons.
UCUCGACGGGCCACUCGUCGCGUUCUCUAUUCACCCUUUCAACAUUAAAAAAUCACUGAAAACAUGGCCUAAUUUUUUAUUAUUUCACCGUGAUCGUAAUUGUUGUAAAGUUAGUGACUCUGGGGAAUUGAUUCGGGUUUCAAACAGACCGUUUUUCUUUAUCUUGUCGAAGUGUUCACAGGUUGUGGCUGGUGGUUUCGGAGUGGAAACGUCAAAUCCUGAUUACUAAUAGUAACUACGGAUUCAAGCAAUACAUGAAGAUAUUUUCCAAAGCUACAACAGAAGAUUAUUCGGUGUAAACGGCAAUUCAAGAUAGAAUAUACUGGUGUCUAUAUAUUAUAACAUAGUAUAAAGCUCUGAUCCUUCAAAGAUGGAAUUAACUCCACGAGCGAGUCACACGUAGGGAAGAGGACGUGGUAGAAGACCGUGCCAUCUAUCCACAACAUGGGCACCGGAGACGGUGCCAGUGAGAAAAGCAAACAUAAUCCAGACGGCGAGAAUUUGAAAUCACUGUUGAAGAAAUCCUCGAGCAAGAAAGACAAAAAAAGCAAUCGGGUCGUUUUCAACGAAACCAAAAACGAAUUUUUUGAUGCUGAUUAUAUUAUUCUCAUAAGGGAAGAAUGCGAUUUCGACGACGAAGAUGACGACGGGGUGUGCACGUGCUACCAGCACGAGAUGGUGCGUCUGACGUGCUGCGAGCCAGAUUGCAACUGCGGAGGGGUCUACGAGGAGCUCGAGGUCGAAAGUCAGACGCCCCAAAGCCCCAAAUUCGCGCCUCCCAUCGAAUUCGUUGAUGCGGUAACACUUAGUCCCCCGGAAGGUUAUAAAGAUAUGGAGCUGGAGGAGUUGGCGUACAAACAGAUGCAGAGGAAUCGAGCUCAAAGGACGGCUGUGUGCAGGGAGUGUAGUGCCAAUCAGGAGCAUGACACUGAUAAAGGUGAUACUUGUCAAACAAAUAGUGAUAUUAAUAAGCCAAAGAUAGAUUUAGAUGAAGAUGAUAAUGAAAAAGAAAAAAUUGACCAAAGUCAACAAACUACACCUACCUCUCCGAAUAGUUCAGAUGGAAAAGACUAUAUGCUGGAAUCUUCUGUAGACGAAGACCAAAUGUGUGAGGAGAAUAUGAAACCAUUGCCUGCGGCAGACUCGCCGGUAAUGGGAAUUCUUAAAGGUGGCAAAUUAUGGCGGCAGCAAAGUGGUGAAAAUCCCGUCAAACCAAAUGAACCCCUUUCGAAGACAGACUCAAUUUCGGAUGAAGAAUCCAAUCCACGAACAGUGCGGUUUAUUGAAGAAGAAAAACAAGAUAGUUGCAAAGCAUCUCCAGAAACGGACCGAGAAGUAGAAGGACGUGAGUCAACUAAAGAAGAUGAAGCUAUUCCGGUCAAAAAUGAUGCCCCAAAUACUGUUAUUGAACCUACUGAGAUGAUGCUGACGUUCAAAUUAGGAAAUCAUGUACUAAUUUCCAACAACAGCUUAAAACCUAAUUCAGCUGUUCGACAGUUGUUCCCGUGCACCAAAUCUCUACCGCCCAAAACUGGCCAGGAAGAUGAUCAACAGUACUUGGUUACAGCUGAAUCUCUUAAAGCGUUUGAAGAAGCCAAGAGAUCAAAACUAUCCCAAAUGAUUCAAAAUGCUGGUACGACUGACACGAUAAAAAGGGUUAUUGAAAGAAACACGCUAAGACGAUCGCUUGUUCGCUACGAGCCAAAAAGCAAGAAGAACUUGCAAAAGACUGAUAAUUCUCUAGUUGAGCGAAUCAAGCAAUUGACUUGUGAUAUCGAUGACGUCAGCCAGGAUUCAGACGACCUGUCCGCCAGAGUUAGUCCUACUGGCGAAGAAGGCAAUAACAUGGAUACUAGUCAGCUUUCUAAUAAAAUUAAAGAACCAAGAAAUUUUUCUCCCUCCUCGUCCUCGACGGCUAGCUCGAACUCAUCCUCGACGUCUUCCACUUACAAGAGAAUUACCGAUAUUUUUGGAAAGCGAGAUAAAAAUUUGGAAAUGUCGCCUCAAUCUUCACUUUACGAACCAAAGGCUGCCCAAACUCAGACUCUACCAGAUGUAGCCGGACCAUACAAUCAAGAAUUGUUGGAGAGAGAUCUUAACAAACCAAAUCCACCAUAUCCAGCAAAUCCUAACGAUGGUAGAAAACAAUUUUUAUCUACACUAGCUCCCCUAACAGCAUGCGUAAGCGGAAUGGGCCAUCCCGACGACCAUUACUACCAUCUAAGUAACCAUGGUUCAGUCAUCAGUUCUACUGGUAGUGAAUACACUCUGGACGAUAUAGAUGAAGCUUUGGUCAAUGAGGAAAAUAAGAAAAUUGCCCCAGAUGUUUUAGCAGGUACUCCAGCUUCCGAAUCGGGAGAUGAGCUAGUGGCUUUCGUACAACAGGAUGCUAAUAGGAUAGAAAGGAUUAAAAAGAAGUACGAUAACGACAAGAAGGAAGACGACGAAAACGACGAUUACGGAUUCAACCACAGACCAAGCGUACGCGGCAUCAAACCACGUUUUGGAUCUACAACGGAAAUCCUCCAACAAAUCCAGAAUCAAAUUCAACUGCCACCGACAAACACCAACGUUUCUUGGCCUUAUUAUUCAGAAACGGGCUUGAAUCGUGACGAAGACUCGAACAGGAUGAAUGUUAAACCAACGGCGACGACUCAAUACCAAAACAUGCCAGAUGAAGCCAAAGUAAGAGGUUACCAAUACAGACCCGUAUCGUUACAUGAAAAUUAUCAAAGUUGCGCUAAUCAAAAUUGUUGUAAGGAUGUGUACAAAGCUCAGGUCAGUGUUGAGCUCGAUUGUCACAAUCUACAGAAAUACAGAAGCAAUCGACCGUUAUCCCCGCCUCCUCAAGAAAUAUCACGGACAUACCAUCAAACAAUGGUGUACAUACCCUACAACAACAUAGAGAGUUACCAACAGCCUAUUCCAUCGAGCCCGUAUCAAACUAAUGAGUAUUAUCGUUACAAUCAAAAUCAAAUUAAUAAAAAGUACAUCGAACCAAUAUAUCAACAAAAGAUGCCGAUGGUAGAGGAGCAAUAUUGUAAUACGAACGGUCAAAAAGUGAUGGCGAAACCACCAUAUCCGACAAACUACCAGCCCAUGAUGGUACCAUCGAGAAGUGAGAGUCCCUUGAUGAGUAAUUAUUCCAUGGCGAGGUCUACACAGACUUCGGUGGGUUGUAUGUCAGGUUGUAGUUUUUACCAAGUUCCGACACUGAGAUUCCGAGAUUCUCUCCGGCUCCAGUACAAGCCUCCAGACUACGUCAACAAAGUUCAGCGUCACAGCUUCCCCUCAGUAAGAUCCAGAUACAACACCGCAGAUGCCCCUGAACAUAGCUACGUUGAUGAGAGUAGCAUCCAACACUCAAACCACCUCAACGGCUACUACAACUACCUCCCUCCUAAAGAUUCCCCAGCCGGCAGCCCUACCAAAGCUCGAUUUAUCGAAAGGGGGGUGCCAGAAGGUGCUGCAAGUGUCUCUCCUCAGGAUUCUGUAAGCCUUCAGAAUUCGAGUACAAACACAUCUCCAACUAGCAUGUCACACACAACUUCAAAGCCACUUUUUUAUGCCAUGAACGUCUGAGAUUCGAGUGAGGCUAAGGCUGUAAAGAAGAAAAUUUCUAUCAGCACUGCAGUGUAAUAACGAUAACUGAUAAAUUAAAAACAGUGAAAAAUGAUUUAGGUACCAGUGGUUAAGCAGAAUGAAACCUGAUCCUUUCUGACUUUUCUUUGUAUUUCGAUACAUUAGUAUCCUGAGGUUACCAAGUUUAGGAGACCGAACACUUCUUCUUCUUCUUCUUUCUGUAAUAAUAUGACUCUGUCUGUUUUUUCAAUGUGCCUCUAGUAAGUUGUGGUUCUAUCGUUUUCGUGGUCUUCCCACUGAUCAUCUUCCUAUAUGGACACCGUCUCUCGCUGUCCUGACUACCCUAUUUAUUGUCAUUCGGCUUAUGUGGUCAUUCCAUUUUAUUCUUCUGUUUCUUACCCAGUUAUUAAUGUUAUCCACCUUGCAUCUCCGUCGUAUACCUGUACUUCUAGCUCUAUCUCAUAGAGUCUUACCAUCGAUUUUUCGAAGGGUUUUCAUCUCCGCUGUUUCGAGCAAUAUUUUUGUCCUCUCUGUGUCGGGUCUUGUUCUGCCGCGUAUGUCAUUAUUGGUCUGAUGACUGUUUUAUAAAUUCUGCCUUUCAUUUCUUUUCCGAUAUUUUUAUUUCUUCAUAUUGUGUCAUUCAGUCAACCUGCUGCUCUAUUUGCUCUAUUCACUUGAGCUUUCACUUCUGUUUCGAGUCUUCCGUAGCUAGAUAGUGUGAUGCCUAAGUAUUUAAACUCCAUCACUUGUUCUAUUAUCUAACCUUCCAGCUCCAAUUUACAUCUUAUUGGAUCUGUUAUUAUAGCCGUGCAUUUUGUCUUUUUGAGGAAAUUAACAUGUUAAAUUUUCUGGCGAUUAUGUUAAAUUGGUGCAGCAUACGUUAUAAAUCAUCUUCACUUUGAGAGAUUAGUAUUGCAGUCCGCCUAGCACAUUAUUUUAAGUUGUUUUUCUCCCAUUUGAUAUCCUUUUUUAGUACUUACUUUUUUUAUUAUUAUCGACCGAACACAUUUUUGUUAAUUCUUAUUUAGCUUCGUUACUAUUACUUGUCUGUUUUUAUGUUCUUUUAGGCUUAUUCUAAUGACCUAAUUACUCCAAUUCCGACACCUUGCUGAAUGUAGGUCUCUCCCAAUUGCUUAUAUCUUGAGUCUAAUCCACUGUUUGCCUACUAUUGCUCUUAUGCUAUCUACCCAUCUCUUUUGAGGUCUUCCCAUGCUUCUUGGUCCCCUUUCUCUUGCUCUCUUGCUCCUUGGUCUCUAUUCCACGAUUCUCCAAGUCCAAAUGUUAUCAUCUUAUCUGGUUAUGUAACCUGUCCAGCGCCACUUCAUUUUUGUAACUUUUUCCACGAUAUCCAUGAUAUUCGUUCUACGACGUCUUAUCUCGGUGCUUCUAAUUUUGUCUCUCAGUGAUAUUCCAAGCAUGUUUCGUUGCACAGCCCUUUCAGUUGUUUCUGUUUUUGGCAGAUUUUCUGCUAAUAGCCGUAGUUUUAAGCCACUAUAUCGAGUACACCAUUUCCUUUGUUAUAUUCGUCGCCUUAAUACUAUAACUUGAUAACUCGAAAUUAGUAGUUCUGAGAUAAACGGGUUUAAAGAUUUUAAAGAUAUUUGUGCUGCUACCAUAGGCGCCCAUACCCAUGGGCCGUGGCCCCCUGGCUUUUCGGGUGCUUUAAACUAUAUAUUGUUAUCCCUAGUGUACAAAAUGUGAUGUGCAAAAUCUUCACGUCUGACCCCCCUGAAAAUUUUUAUAUGGGCGCCCAUGGCUGCUACCAUGAUGUUGGUAUAUAAGGAAUUCACUCUGCAGCUCUUAAAUACUAUUCCUUAACUUUUUGGCUACUGAUCUAUUUAGUAAUACGGUGGAAAUUUGUUUUCCAAUAUGGAAAAUAACAUGAAAAAUUAAAGUUAUCAACUUUUAGCACUACCGUAAUGUUAACAUUUGGUAAUGUGGCAUGUCGUGCCAAGUUGCAUAUAAGUAAACUUUUUAACAAAACUAAUAUUUUAAGCAUUAUUUUAGUGAAAAUUAGCCCUCUGCCAUAGCGGUUGCCAGAUCUGCUAACAAUUCUCGAAUGUUUGCAUUAACAUGAACCGAAUAAACAGAUAGCAAUUACGUGGUAAGCUCAAUGGUUUCAGAAAAACACGUGCUACAACUAGAUAACUAGAGUUAGCUAGUUGUAGCAUUCAGUGUAUAUCGUAUUCACGAUUAUUUCGAUUAAUCAAUAUCGUGAUAGCUUAUCUUAUCAAGUUUUAGCACUGAAUAUUAGGGGUAUUUGAGUUUUAUCAACUUUCGUCAAUCACAAAUAAAUACUUAACCCGUUUGGAGAGAGUUAUCAAGUUUUUAUACAAUAUGGAGGAAUAUAAAAUACAUCUUGUGAAGUAGUUAUCUCAAAAACGUCAAUUUUGGAGUUAUCAAGUUAUAGUACUAAGGCGACGAAAUUAUCUCUAAUUCAGCUCAAGAUGAAAUUUCUGUCAUAUUUCUUGGUGCGUUAGUUGCGUUUUUUUCAGAAGCCUCUGUUUUCACUCUGCUAUACCAAUCAAAACAGAUUUCAAAAGGUUGUAAGUGAAAAUUUCGAGCAAUAAUUCUGUUCUACUGCAUAAAUCGAAUCAUCCAAACGUGUCAUCGUUGUAACAUUGUGGUAUUUAAUUUUUUUAUUGUAUAUAAUGGUUAUGUUGCUUUAGAUAAAGCAUUAUUUGUUAACAUUUGUAGGUUAUAAUAACCAAAGGCAGAAACAUUUUUUGUUAAAUAUGAGGAAAUUCGUAAGUUCAAAUACCAAAGGAGUAUCACCAGAUAUUUAUAUGGGUGUAUUGUUUUGUCUCUUAUUAGAAACAUAUAUCUUUAGAAACAGUGACGCACCCAGGGUUAUAUAGGAAGGUUAUACCGCCCCCGCCCCCCAGGGCAUAUAAAAAUGUUUAAAGAAUAGUAGGAAAAUGUAACAUGUCUUUUACAAACAAUACAACAAAAUUUCGGUGCCCUAGCCAACCCCCAGAAGAAAAUUCUAGGUGCGCCACUGUUUACAACUCAUAUUUAUAUGUAUAAAACAACUUUAAACCAAAAGUUUAUAUCUAGAAACCAAAGAAAUGUAAAUUAUAAAGUAUUAUACAUCAAUUUAAAGGAAAAAGUAUCAAAUAAAUCCAACAUUAUUAUUUCAGUAAAUAAAAAUAAACUUUUAUAAGAAAUAUAAAGGAAAUAGUCAAUAUGAACAUGUAUCUAUAGCAUUUUUGUUGUGACUUAGUAGUGACCUAGCUACUUCAAAUUUCGGUAUUGUUAUUUUUUUCUACUUUUGUCUUGCAUGUUGUUCUCUAGAAAAAAAUCGAAAAAAUGAAAUAAAUAAGUAAGACACAUAUGGAUUAUUAUUAGAGAGCGGAAUAUAUGCAACACAACAUUACCAAAAUAUGCGCAUAUAUAUGCAUUACUUUUACUACAAAUAUGCAGAUAUUUUUUCUAAAUUUGUCUAAAUAUGCAAAUGCAUAUUAAAAAUACUCAAAAAUAAAACAAUAUAUUAAAUAUAAACAUUUAUGUUUAAAAAAUUCAACCUACAUUUAUGUUUA